UGGAUACGUGUUGGUGUAGCUUAUGAUAUUUACGAGAAAAACUAUUACUUAGUACAACAUUUAGUUAUAGUUACAUAAAAUAGAGAAUUUAAACUAUUUAUGUUAAGUGAAGUAUAUAAUAGGAGACACUUUGCUCAUGUUAUAAUAAAAUUCACGAACUGACGGCAACGUAGAAAUUUCACCAUGGAGGACGCUCACUCGAAAUCCGUGGAUGAAGUCUUAGGAUAUUUUGGCACAGACCCAGACAAAGGCCUUAGUGCAGACCAAGUCAAAAGAAAUCAAGACAAAUAUGGGCCAAAUGAACUGCCUACGGAGGAAGGCAAAAGUAUAUGGCAGUUAGUUCUGGAACAAUUUGAUGACCUUUUAGUGAAGAUUUUGCUGUUAGCUGCUAUUAUUUCUUUCGUAUUAGCUUUAUUUGAAGAACACGAAGAUGCAUUCUCAGCAUUCGUAGAACCUUUUGUUAUUUUACUAAUUCUAAUUGCUAACGCUGUAGUGGGAGUAUGGCAGGAAAGAAACGCAGAAUCCGCCAUAGAAGCUUUAAAAGAAUACGAGCCCGAAAUGGGUAAAGUAGUAAGAGGAGACAAAGCCGGCGUACAAAAAGUCCGAGCAAGAGAAAUCGUGCCCGGUGACAUCGUCGAGGUGUCCGUCGGAGACAAGAUUCCCGCCGAUAUCCGCCUUAUUAAGAUUUACUCUACCACCAUCCGUAUUGACCAGUCUAUCCUGACUGGUGAAUCUGUGUCUGUGAUUAAACACACUGACGCCAUUCCCGACCCCCGCGCUGUGAACCAGGACAAAAAGAACAUUCUCUUCUCCGGUACCAAUGUCGCUGCUGGUAAAGCCCGCGGUAUCGUCAUCGGCACUGGUCUCAAUACUGCCAUUGGUAAAAUUCGUACUGAAAUGUCUGAGACUGAGGAAAUUAAGACACCCUUGCAACAGAAACUCGACGAAUUCGGUGAGCAACUAUCAAAGGUCAUCUCUGUCAUUUGCGUUGCCGUAUGGGCUAUCAAUAUUGGACACUUCAACGACCCGGCCCACGGUGGAAGCUGGAUCAAAGGUGCCGUCUACUACUUCAAGAUCGCUGUGGCCCUGGCUGUCGCUGCCAUUCCUGAAGGUCUGCCCGCUGUCAUUACCACUUGUCUUGCUCUCGGUACUAGAAGGAUGGCUAAGAAAAAUGCUAUUGUCAGGUCUCUGCCUUCAGUCGAAACCCUGGGUUGUACUUCGGUCAUUUGCUCAGACAAGACUGGCACCCUGACUACCAAUCAAAUGUCUGUGUCCCGUAUGUUCAUCUUUGAAAAGGUCGAAGGUGGUGACAGCAAUUUCCUCGAAUUUGAAAUCACCGGCUCCACCUAUGAACCCAUUGGCGAUGUAUACCUGAAAGGACAAAAGGUUAAGGCUGCGGAAUUCGACACACUCCAUGAAUUAGGCACCAUUUGCGUCAUGUGCAAUGACUCCGCUAUUGACUUCAAUGAGUUCAAACAGGCAUUCGAGAAAGUCGGUGAAGCAACAGAAACCGCUCUUAUCGUUCUCGCCGAAAAGAUGAACCCAUUCAACGUCCCAAAAACCGGCCUCGACCGCCGAUCCACUGCUAUCGUUGUCCGUCAAGAGAUCGAGACUAAAUGGAAGAAAGAAUUCACUCUUGAAUUCUCCCGUGACAGGAAAUCUAUGUCCACUUACUGCGUACCACUCAAGCCUUCCCGCCUCGGCACUGGACCUAAACUUUUCGUUAAAGGUGCCCCAGAAGGUGUAUUGGACCGUUGUAGCCACGCCCGUGUGGGAACUGCUAAAGUUCCUCUUAACUCUACCCUUAAGAACCGCAUCCUCGAUCUCACCCGCCAAUAUGGUACUGGACGUGAUACCCUACGUUGCUUAGCCCUAGCCACAGCCGAUAACCCCAUGAAGCCCGAUGAAAUGGACCUUGGUGAUUCUACCAAAUUCUACACAUAUGAAGUCAACCUUACCUUUGUUGGUGUUGUGGGCAUGUUGGACCCUCCUCGCAAGGAAGUGUUCGACUCGAUCGUACGUUGCCGCGCAGCUGGUAUCCGUGUAAUCGUCAUCACCGGUGACAACAAAGCCACUGCUGAAGCUAUCUGCAGGCGUAUCGGCGUGUUCGGAGAGGAUGAAGACACAACUGGCAAAUCUUACUCUGGUCGCGAGUUUGACGAUCUCCCAAUUAGCGAACAACGCGCUGCCUGUGCAAAGGCCCGUCUAUUCUCCCGCGUAGAGCCUGCCCACAAGUCCAAGAUCGUUGAGUACUUGCAGAGCAUGAAUGAAAUCUCCGCUAUGACUGGUGAUGGUGUAAACGACGCGCCCGCCCUCAAGAAGGCUGAAAUCGGUAUUGCCAUGGGUUCCGGAACUGCUGUCGCCAAGUCUGCCGCCGAGAUGGUGCUGGCUGACGACAACUUCUCCUCAAUUGUCGCCGCCGUUGAAGAAGGUCGUGCUAUCUACAACAACAUGAAGCAGUUCAUCCGUUACCUGAUCUCCUCGAACAUCGGUGAAGUCGUAUCCAUCUUCUUGACUGCCGCUCUCGGUCUUCCCGAAGCCCUGAUUCCCGUACAACUUCUGUGGGUCAACUUGGUCACAGACGGUCUGCCCGCUACUGCUCUCGGUUUCAACCCACCUGACUUGGACAUCAUGGACAAACCACCCCGCAAAGCUGACGAAGGUCUAAUUUCUGGAUGGCUGUUCUUCAGGUACAUGGCUAUCGGUGGUUACGUCGGUAUGGCCACAGUAGGCGCCGCCUCAUGGUGGUUCAUGUACUCGCCGUUCGGACCCCAGAUGACAUACUGGCAACUGACUCAUCACUUGCAAUGCAUCAAUGGUGGUGACGACUUCAAGGGUAUCGACUGCAAGAUCUUCACUGACCCUCACCCAAUGACGAUGGCUCUCUCCGUGCUGGUCACAAUUGAGAUGUUGAACGCUAUGAACAGCUUGUCAGAGAACCAGUCGCUGGUGUCGAUGCCGCCAUGGUCCAACAUGUGGCUCGUCGGCUCAAUGGCGCUCUCUUUCACGCUCCACUUCGUUAUUCUAUACGUAGAGGUCCUUUCGGCCGUGUUCCAAGUGACGCCGCUGUCGAUAGACGAGUGGGUGACAGUGAUGAAGUUCUCGCUGCCCGUGGUGCUCCUGGACGAGGUGCUGAAGUUCGUCGCGCGCAAGAUCUCCGACGGUGAGAGGCCAACCCUGCUUGACUGGCUCGACGGCAUGCAAUGGAUUGUGCUCAUGUGGGCGGUCUUCUUUGGCAUCAUCAUCUACGGACCCAUAUAAGCCGGUCCCGUCCCGAUCGUGCCACCGCCCCGUUUGAUUCACCACCUAAUACCCACCCCAUCUGCCCCGCGCUAUCCGCUCCGACGCGCGUUGUCCUCGCAGCGGAUAGCGUCGGGUCACUGUGGAAACGGAUGGACGUUGAGCUCGCGCUCACCACAGUACCCCUUAACAGUUUUUGAAUGCUAAUCCCGCAGCACAGUGUGAAGUGAGUUGUCGUGCACGGUGCUAGGGAUCGAGAACGCUAGUGACAAUGGAAGUGAUUCGAGAACAUCGCGUCGAACUGUGGCGGACGAGUCCUGCCCCAUUUUCCAAAAUGACUGUCUAUAAUCCUGAGCGCUUUGGAAAACUAAGGAUACUUUUACAGAAGCUUCGUUUAGUCACGACGUUACAACGUGACGUAUCGAAUUUCGUGAUUUCACCCGAUAGACACGUGACUUAACGAAUUUCUCUGCGGUUCCUUAGUUUUUUUAAGGUUUCAAGUUAAAUAGUCAACUUAGCUAAUGGGGCUGUGCCCUUAGUAUAGGAUUUGGACAUGCAAUCGUAGAUGUCUUUUCGAUUGUCGAAACACUAAUUUCCUUACUUCGCUCCAUUUCGUCAACUACCGCUCGUUGUUUCAAGCAGAAUCCACAAUUAAAAAACUACUCUAAAACAAGUUUCAUUCGUUCCAUUUUACUUCGACGUUAUGGUGUUUCAAUAAAUGAAAAAGUCUACGAUUACGGGCGUUCAAAUCAUAUGCCAAAGGUACUGUAGUGUUACGUUAGGUGUAAUGUUAGUACGAGAGGUGCGCUCGCCCCCUCGUGUCAAAUGCAUUUUGCAUGUGCGAGACAAUAACUUCAUUUAUUAAAGACCCCUCGGAGUCUCGAUUGUACUUUCCGUUGUUUGUAUCACAUAAUAAUACAUUUACGCUAUUAUUUAUUUAUAGUGGCUGUGAGACAUCAUCGAUUAAAAAUUUUCUGAUACCAAAUUUUUUAAAUGUUCUUUAAAAUUUACCAAGUAUAAAUUUAGUGAGUUAAUGUGAUUUAGUAUUUUUUUAAAUUUUGGAUUUGAUAUAAAUUUUUUGUAUAUAACAUUGAAAGAGCUCCGUCGAAUGUGGUAACAGUUAAACUCGCACACAGCUCAGUACCUUGUCCACGUGGACUGCAGACAUAUGGAAACAUAUAUAUUAUCUUGUAAUUUCAUUGUUAGCUUAGAAAUAAUUUAUUGUAAGUGUAUCGUUAGGGACCGUCGUGUUUUCGACGGCUGUUCUUUAUUUAAUUCUAGCUCUACUAUUUUUUAUCCAUAUUUUCCUACUAAUGUCAUAAAUGCAAAUCCUAUACUUGUAUAAUCUCCUCUUCGUAACCUUUGGCAGAAUUGUAACCAAUAGACAAAUAUUUCUUAAUUCAAAUAGGCACAUAGAUGGCACUUUUGAUGCGUACAUUAAAUGUAAUAAUAUUAAAAUCCUUAAUAGCGAAUCUUGCGAUAGCUUAUAGUUUUAGCAUAGAGAUAAAACAGAAUUGCGCCUUUAUUGUAACAGUGUUUAUGCGGUAUUAAAGUAGCCAAAACUUAGACAAAGUAGUUUACAAUCUCCACUCAAAAAAGUAGUAUUUUUGAAAAGUUAUACUAAAAAAGAUUUAGGUUAGAACUUAAUCUUCUUAAUAAUUAUUUAAAUGCCCUGCCGCACUUAACUUUAAUUCAGUAAUGAUACCUAUACUUAGUUUGGAGGAUUAGAGACUUAGUUUUGUAUUAUCAGGUACUACUCGGUCGUUUGCAAAAAUUCCAUGAUUCGCCAAGUGUCCUUUAUAUACAGGAGAAAUUGACAAAACAACUUCGCAUUUAUAAUAUUAGUUGGGAUUAGGAUAAUUUUUUACUUCUCUUUCUCUCACCUUGGCCACUCGGUAACCGCCGCUCUGACGAGUUCGAUUCUACUUAAGAUUAGUUCGGACGGUUUGCAGCUAGCUUUGUGCUACUGCUUCGAAUGUUGGCCGCUAACAUUAUUAACAAAUUUAUGAAUGUGUCUUCUUGCGCUAACAGCAUUGUAUUUAGAUGAAUUCCAUAUUUAGAUUGACAAAGUUAAACCAAAUGGACCCAAUCAGCAAAAACAUUAUAAUAGAGAUAUUGUAAAGGUGUUUGUAUACUCAUUGGUCGAUAUUCUUCGUUUAGAAAAUAAAAAACAGAAAUAUGACGUUUAUCGACACAUUAAAACACCUUUACAAUUAAUUCUGUCCAGUUGUUUGUUUGCAAUACCACCACCCCUGUCCUCUGACCAUACCUCACACUGUAGAAAAAAAUAUCAUCUGCAUUAUUUGGAUGCCUGGUAUUUAUUCUUCUACAACCCACAGUAAAAGAUCAUUUUUAAAUGUAGAACAAUCUCCCACCUACUUAUUCGCUCAGAGCUACGAUUUGUAGUCGUAUACUUACUUAAAAUCUGGUGCUGUAGAUGCAAAUAAUAAUAAGAAGAGUCUAGUAGUAACACAAUAGUAACAUAAUAUCAAAAGAAAGAAAUGUCUCAAAAGUAGUUUGAAAGCGGUUGUAUCCUUUUUGUUUAACUACGUCCAGUUUAUAAAGUGGAUAUUCCUCAUUUCCAACUCAUUGCGUUAAAAUGUCCAGUGUCUACGGAAAAGUAAAUUAAUUAAUGUCACGGGCACAUAUGACACACGCUAACUCGACUUACCAGACGCCACGCGUGUUGCCUCAAAUCAAUAAAUAGUCUUUUGUAUGCUCAUAAACACUAUCCAUAUCAGACAAUACCUCAUGUCGGAUGUUGCUAAUGUUUUUGCAUUUGUCUCAACAUGCGUCGCGUCGUGUGUCGUGGAGAAAGCGUGUAUUUCAUAUCAAUUUAGUGCCGCAUUUUAAUAUGGGAAUAAUUUGUAAAACAAUAUAGUCAAACUAUGUACUAAUUGAUAGUUUAUUAUAAUAUCGGUUCGGUUUCGGUAAUUCGGUUAUAAUUUUUUAGUUUUUAAUAUGAAAUAUUUCAUAGCAAACUCUAUAGAUUUGGUUAUCUUUAUCAGCUGAAGGGAUAUAAUAUUAUUUAAUAAUAAGUUAUAAGACAUAAAAUUGGCUAGACUCAGAAAGUUUAUUGUUUAAAUCUGGACACAUAUUUGUAACCAUUAAAAACUGUAAAUACCCUUGCAUGAGAGUGUAUAGCAUGAUUUCUUUUCUAUUUUAAUUGUGUGAUUUUCAAAAUUUCAAAUGUACUAAUAAUACUUUUCAAUGUAUAAGGAAAUAUUAUUUAAACUUAAAUGUACGAGGCAACUUGUUACGAACUACAUUAUAUUCAACACAACACAGGCAUUUUUCUACACUGAGGGCAUGCUCAAAAAUUUGUUGUGAAUCCCUUACCAUCUCCCUAUUUAUAUAGUAACUAUGUACUAAAAUGUUACAAGUAACUAAAAUAUACACGUUUUACAUUAAAUAAAA
Molecule: messenger RNA, 6657 nt
Organism: Pararge aegeria (speckled wood butterfly)
Lineage: Eukaryota; Metazoa; Arthropoda; Insecta; Lepidoptera; Nymphalidae
Gene: SERCA
Product: calcium-transporting ATPase sarcoplasmic/endoplasmic reticulum type
Exons: 12
Coding region: 184-3261 (1025 amino acids)
Biological process (GO): intracellular calcium ion homeostasis; calcium ion transmembrane transport
Cellular component (GO): membrane
Molecular function (GO): ATP binding; ATP hydrolysis activity; P-type calcium transporter activity
Source: RefSeq, a predicted model, not a curated record